UUGGUCGUCGCCAUUGGUGGCUGACAAAUGGGAGCUCGCUGAGCCGCGAGUACUGCAGAGUUGUUUGGCGCGGAGGCGACCCGAGUUUUCGCGGUAACGACAGCACAAGUCGCGGUCGGUCGGGGCGCGGACGUGGCCCCUGCAGUUUGAGUGAUGGCUCAUGAAGCAAUGGAUUGUGAUCUUCAAGUACCAAUAGAUGGUACUAUAGAACAGGCUCCUCCAACUGAAGUUAGCAGCCAAGGGGCACCUCUCCUCCAGCCUGCCCUUGCUGAAGUGGCCAAUAGCCAGGGAGGAGCACUUGGUCAACUUGGGCCUGCUGAAGUGGUCAGCAGCCAAAGCGGACUGCAGCCUCUGCCACCAGCAUCCAUUGACUUAACAGAGGAAAUACAGCCCUCAGAAGAAAAUAUGGAGACUGCCAAUCCAGGGACUUCUGAGGAGCGUAGAGAGGAAUCUGGUGCUAACCAAACUGUCCGAGCUGCUACAGAAGUUUCAAUGAACAACUUCAUCAGCGGGCUGCAGAGACUUCAUAACAUGCUGGAAUUGCUGAGACCUCCACCUUCAGACCAUAGUGUGGGGCCAGUGAGAACGAGGAGAAGAGCGGGAUCUAUUUUGAGGGCAAGAACUGGAGGGUCUCAGAGGCCACGUGGUGCCAGGUUGAGAACACCAGUGUAUGCCUACUUUCAGGUAAGCAGGUCUCAGCCAUAUGUACCGGCCACUGCUCCUGCUUCAGAGACUAGGAAUCCAACAUCAGGAACUGAUUCUGACAGUGACAGCUCUGCAGAGAAUGAAGAGGUUGUUGUCCAGGCGGAAGAACCGGAAGCUAAUGUUCCAGAACCAGAAGCUAUCUCAACAGAACAAGAAGCAACAUCUGUCACAGGAGAUGAUGCAAUCCCUAAAGAGCAGUCUCCCCAGAAACCCAAUGUUCUACCUUCUGAGGACAAUGAUGAAGAAGGGGAAACUUGCACAAUAUGUUUGGAACAGUGGACCAGUUCUGGGGACCACCGUCUCUCAGCCUUACGCUGUGGGCACCUCUUUGGAUAUAGAUGCAUUUCUAAGUGGCUCAAAGGACAAACACGAAAAUGUCCUCAGUGCAACAAGAAAGCCAAGCACAGUGACAUCGUCGUCCUUUAUGCCCGAUCCCUCAAAGCUUUGGACAAUAGUGAACAUGAACGCAUAAAAAGUGAUUUACUAAAUGAACAAAUGCUCAGGAGGCAGGCUGAAUUAGAAUCUGCACAGUGCCGGCUCCAACUUCAGGUCCUGGUUGAUAAAUGCACUAAACUCAAUAACCGGGUCCAGGACUUAGAAACUCUUAUUAUGCGGCAUCAGAAUCAAAUUCUACAGAAACACAGGGGCUCCCAAGCGCUGUGUGCGAAGUGCUUAUCCUCCAGCCAGACCCAGCAUAAAUACCACUUCCAAAAGACCUUCUCAAUAUCUCAGACAGGAAACUGCCGAAUCAUGGCAUAUUGUGAUGGUUUGAGCUGCCUAGUGGUGUCACAGCCUUCUCCUCAGUCUUCCUUCCUUCCAGGCUUUGGUGUUAAGAUGUUGAGUACUGCCAACAUGAAAAGCAGUCAGUAUAUUCCUAUGCAUAGCAAGCAGAUACGUGGAUUAGCUUUUAGCAGUCGAUCCAAAGGCCUACUGCUCUCUGCUUCCUUUGACAGCACUAUUAAACUGACCAGCCUAGAAACAAAUACUGUGGUGCAGACUUACAAUACUGGACGUCCUGUUUGGAGCUGUUGCUGGUGUCUUGAUGAAAACAAUUACAUCUAUGCCGGACUGGCCAAUGGUUCAAUUCUGAUGUAUGACCUACGGAACACAAAUGCCUAUAUACAGGAAUUAGUUCCUCAGAAAGCCAGAUGUCCUUUGGUAUCCCUGUCAUACUUACCCAGAGCUGCUGUGGCUGCAUUUCCUUAUGGUGGGGUGCUGGCUGGAACCUUGGAGAAUGCCUCCUUCUGGGAGCUAAAAACAGACUUUUCUCAUAAGCCUCAUGUGCUGUCCUUGGAGCCAGGGGGCUUUGUAGACUUUCAGACAGAGAGCAAUACCCGACACUGUCUUGUGACUUACAGGCCUGAUAAAAGCCAUAACACUAUACGAACUGUGCUGUUGGAGAUGUCUUACAAACUAGAUGAUGCUGGAGAACCAGUCUGUUCAUGCCUUCCUGUGCAAACAUUCCUUGGGGGACCCACUUGCAAACUAUUGACCAAAAAUGCCAUCUUUCAAAGCCCAGAGAAUGAUGGCAAUGUCCUAGUAUGUACUGGGGAUGAAGCAUCAAAGUCUGCUCUGUUGUGGAAUGCUGGCAGUGGCUUGUUGCUGCAGGACCUGAAGACUGAUCAACCUGUUUUGGACAUCUGCCCAUUUGAAGCAAAUCAGAGCAACUAUUUGGCCACCUUAACUGAGAAGGAUGUCCAUUUUUAUAAAUGGGAGUGAGCAUGGUCUUGAGACCUUCCAAACAUGCUACUGGUUAAUGUUAAGUAUUGUUUUUAGCACCUAGUAGUCCUGAACAAGAUACCUGUUUAUAUGUUGUAACUAGAACUUUUGAAUCAUGGGUUCAUUUGGACUAGUGUGAUUCUAGGUCAUGGAGACACUAAGAUUGUGUAUACUAUUUGAACCAAAAGAGUACCUUUGUGAAUCUUGCCUGGAAAUCCUUUAUUUAAAUUCUGCAGGAUCUUACAGUCUCACAACUAUUAUUUAGGAUAUGAGUAUGCACAGCACUUUGGGACUGUGAUACCCAACCAGCCUGAAUUGUCUUGGGUAGAAUUUGACUUAUUUCCAAGUUUGAAUGCUCAUAACUUUUAGUGACUUGAUCUCACCCACACCCCUGGGCUUCUGCCCCCCUGUGUCUGGUACACCAUGUGGUAUGUGUUGUGGCAACAACAGUUACAUUCCAGGUAUACAUGGGUACUAGAAUGUUGAAAAGUCCAGUGCUGGAGGUGGUUGAUGAGCUAGCUAUAUGAAGAGCCAUAGCUACAGCUUGUGUACAUUAAGGUCAUUGCAUUAUGAGAGAAAAGAAAAGGACCAGUUGUUUGAGCAAUUGUAAAAGACUUAGAUUUUUCUAGUUAGUGUAGAAUUCUCAGGGGUUUUUAUUCUCCACCAAGCCAGUGCUUAAAGAUGUACAAUUCCCAGGUAAAGACUUCUUUUCCCGUGUGAAAUGUUUGAUUCUGAGUUCCUCUGAUUUGCCUCCCAAUUUUUUCUGAAAGUGUUGUUAGUAGUGUGGUUAUUCUCAGGAAGGUAGUAGUGGUUAGACCUGUGGAUGACUAAUAGGAAGACACUUAGAAACUUCCAUUCUGGUUGUCCUGAACUGGCUGUCCAGCAUUUAGAGUUAUGCUCAGGUUCCAUUUGUCUACUUUGCCUUAGGCUACUUCACUAAACCACUGCCUCUAGGACACCCAAGGUGUAGACAACAUGGCUAUUGUCUCAAAUAUUUGUUGGUGAGGCACUAUCCUUUUUAAUAAAAGUUCUGUCCUACCUAUCAAACUCCUGAGCUAUUUUGGAAGUCUUUAUUACCAGUAAGGAAUUUUUUUUUUUCUUUUUUUGGGUGGAGGGGAGUAUUUCUGAGGCAGGGUUUCUCUGUGGCUUUGGAGGCUGUCUUGUAGACCAGGCUGGUCUCGAACUCACAGAUAUCCACCUGCCUCUGCCUCCUGAGUGCUGGGACUAAAGGCGUCCGCCACCACCGCCCGGCCCAGCAAGGAAUUUUUAAGGUUAAUUUUCCCCGGGUUCUAAGUUGUGGCUAUACAUAUUUAAUGAAGCCUAUUUGAAGAUACUUUUUUGUUUCAUUGGUUGGUUUUUAAAUUUAAAGCUUUAGAAAUAUCAGGUUCCACAUCGUGGGGGAAAGCCUCCCUCCCUCCCCCACUUUUAAAAGUAUCUGCCUAGGCCUGGAGCUUCAGGGACAGGAUAGGAUUUAAAUUAAAUAGAACUCAAAUAACUUCAGCAGAUGGCCACAGAGAAAGCUCUGGGUGUCAGGUUGGUCUGGAGCAGGGUUAGGAUUUGUCUGGCUUGAAGAAUGUUUAACUAAGGCUGACUGGGGAGAUUUACUACCACAGAAGCUAAGUAAAUAAAUACCAAGCCUUGCCACUUUUGCAUUUCCACAAUAAAUUUGGAUUAGGGUAGGAGGGUGCCAGAGCCUCACACUUGAUUUUUUUUUUUUUCUCUCUCUCUCUCUACCACUGAGCUCUAUCAGAAACCCAAAUCUGUGUUUUUGAAGUAAAUUCACAUGAUGGACUGAUUCUCUAAAGAAGACCUUACCUAGCCCCCACCCCGACUUGCAAGAAACAUGAUCUCUAGACCCAGACUCUAAUUUUAGCACCAGCAAGAUGUUUGUUUAUAAAUCUUGUCAUAAUUCAUUGGGAUUUUUGAAUAUUUACUGUGUUUCAAUGUUUGUUGUAAUGUUAGUAAAAUAAAGAAUUUGCCAUGUAUAACACCAA
Molecule: messenger RNA, 4418 nt
Organism: Cricetulus griseus (Chinese hamster)
Lineage: Eukaryota; Metazoa; Chordata; Mammalia; Rodentia; Cricetidae
Source: RefSeq, a predicted model, not a curated record